AUGGAGUCAGGCCCAUAUACCACUAUCUCUGAGUUCCUCCUUCUUGGACUAUUUGAGGGUUCAGAACAUCAGCAACUGUUCUUCUGGCUGUUUCUAUUCAUGUAUCUGGUUACUGUGAUUGGAAACCUUCUCAUCAUCAUGGCUGUUGUUUCUAACACUCAACUCCAUACCCCUAUGUACUUCUUUCUAGCCAAUUUAUCUUUUGCUGAUAUCAACUUCAUCUCUACAACAGUCCCCAAAAUGUUGGUAAAUAUACAAAUUCAGAAUAACUCCAUCUCUUAUUCUAACUGUCUGACACAGUUAUAUUUUUUUAUCAUGUUUGGGACUGUAGAUGAGUUUCUCCUGGCAACAAUGGCAUAUGACCGCUAUGUGGCCAUCUGUCACCCACUCCAUUAUGCAAUAGUGAUGAGUCCUCAGCUUUGUUUCCUGUUGAUUUCAAUUACAUGGGUUGUUAAUGUUCUUCAUUCCCUCUUACAUACAUUGUUGAUGAAUGAACUAGUCUUCUGUGCCAAAAAUGAAAUUCCCCACUUCUUCUGUGACCUUAAUCCUUUGCUGAAGUUGUCCUGUUCAAACACCUUCAUUAAUGAGUUAAUGAUUCUCACAGUUGGUGGUCUUGCAGGUCUCACUCCUUUCUUCUGUGUCAUAAUCUCUUAUGUGUAUAUAGUCUUAGCCAUAUUAAGGAUCCCAUCUGCUAAAGGGAAGCAGAAAGCCUUUUCUACCUGCAGUUCCCACCUUUCUGUAGUAUCUCUCUUCUUUGGGACUGUCUUUGGAGUCUAUUAUAGCCCUUCAUCCAACCACUCAGCCUACAGUGAUACAAUUGCAUCUGUAAUGUACACAGUGGUGACCCCAAUGCUAAAUCCUUUUAUCUAUACCCUAAGAAACAGAGAUAUGAAAGCAGCCUUAGGGAGGCUCUUUUAA
This is a messenger RNA of Antechinus flavipes (yellow-footed antechinus), 918 nucleotides long. RefSeq names its product olfactory receptor 1G1-like. The record is from RefSeq and is a predicted model, not a curated record. Gene Ontology annotation, cellular component: membrane. The transcript has 2 exons. The coding region runs from base 1 to 918 and encodes 305 amino acids. Gene Ontology annotation, biological process: G protein-coupled receptor signaling pathway. Gene Ontology annotation, molecular function: G protein-coupled receptor activity; olfactory receptor activity. Lineage: Eukaryota; Metazoa; Chordata; Mammalia; Dasyuromorphia; Dasyuridae.